Molecule: messenger RNA, 1252 nt
Organism: Polyodon spathula (Mississippi paddlefish)
Lineage: Eukaryota; Metazoa; Chordata; Actinopteri; Acipenseriformes; Polyodontidae
Product: calcium uniporter protein, mitochondrial-like
Exons: 9
Coding region: 98-1207 (369 amino acids)
Biological process (GO): mitochondrial calcium ion homeostasis; calcium import into the mitochondrion
Cellular component (GO): uniplex complex; mitochondrial inner membrane
Molecular function (GO): calcium channel activity; uniporter activity
Source: RefSeq, a predicted model, not a curated record
CUCCCUCUUCCCCGCCCCGCCCUGUUGCUCAAGAGCCCUCUCUCUCCCUCGGAUUUCCCGCAGCGGUCCGGACUUGGAGCUCGUUUUUACUAGAGAGAUGGCGGUCACGGCAAGCAAGUCUUUGCUCCUUCUGUCCCAGAGCGGCAGAGCGCUGUCAUCCGGCUUCUCCGCCUUGGGCGUCACUAGGCACAGGCACCACCAGCACCACAGAACGGCCAGCCCCACUCUGUCCUUCGCCCAUCACCCAGUCAGACGACUCCAUGGCCUGCGUUCAGAAGGCAGAUCUGCACUCAUCAAAAGCACCAAUUCCCCUCUUCCGGUGUGGCAGAGCCAGAGGCUGCUGAGUUCUACUGCGCUGCCCCCGGAAGAGGUGAGCGUGGUGUAUCAGAACGGCCUGCCUGUGAUCUCGGUCAGCCUGCCCUCUCGACGGGAGCGGUGCCAGUUCACCCUCAAGCCCAUCUCUGACUCCGUGGGCGUCUUCCUUGAGCAGCUGCAGGCCGAGGACAGGGGCAUCGACCGGGUCGCCAUCUACUCUGCAGAUGGGACUCGAGUGGCCUCCUCCACAGGCAUUGAUAUCCUCCUCUUGGACGACUUCAAGCUGGUCAUCAACGACACCACGCACCACGUGAGGCCGCCCAAGAGAGAUCACCUCGCUCACGAGGAUGCACAGACCCUCGGUGAUGUCAAGAUGUUAGUCCAGCAGCUCUACACUACGCUGCGGAUUGAGGAGCAUCAGCUACACAAAGAGCGGCAGCUGAUAGGCAGGCUGGAGAACCUCAACUCCCAGAUCCUCCCCUUCGAGAAGUUGAAGGAAGAGCUGAGUCGGAAAGCAGAGAAGAGGGCCACCUGGGUGAUGUGGGGCGGCAUGGCCUACAUGGCGACCCAGUUUGGGAUCCUGGCCCGGCUCACCUGGUGGGAGUACUCCUGGGACAUCAUGGAGCCCGUCACCUACUUCAUCACCUAUGGCAGCUCAAUGGCUAUGUACGCCUACUUCGUCCUCACACGGCAGGAGUACAUCUACCCAGACGCGAGGGACCGACAGUAUCUGCUCUUUUUUCAUAAAGGAGCAAAAAAGAACCGCUUCGACAUUGAGAAAUACAACCAGCUCAAGGAUGCAAUUGCAGAGGCUGAACUGGACCUGAAACGACUGAGGGACCCUCUUCAGCUCCAGCUACCUAUCCAGCAAAUCAGCGGCAAGAAGGAUUGAUGAGCUGAACAACCCCCCCCCCCCCCCCCCCCCCAAAUCUUCCCC